ACAACAGUCGACUGUCAUUCGAUACCAUCGAUGAACCAUCGAGAUUUUUUGAGCGAGUCGAGCGCUUCCGCGUCCGCGUGUUGUGAUUCUCGCGCGUUUAGUUGUCAAAAUCAACUUUUCGUGUUUACUCUCAUAUUUUGCGUUGAUACUGCAAUGAAGUGUGUAAAUAUAUAUAGCAAAUAACAUGGAACAAAAUGAGGGUGAUGGUACUGUUUUAAUCCUGCAAGUUGAUGAGCACGGGAAGCAACAGCAGUUUUCAUUUGAGAACGAGCUUCAAGGGGUAACUGAGCUGGGUCUUGGUGAAGUUGAUGAAACUCUCCUAGAUCACAGCAACCUCAUGGACAAGCCAAUCAAGCUGGAACAUUUGGGGGCGGAUGACGCAAUGAUAAUGCUUCAGGGCGAUGACUGUGUCCUUGGGACAGAUACAAGUGCCACUGAUGAAGCAGGAAAUCUUAUAUCAGUUGAUGGUGUCUUGGAUGGUAUUGGGCUGGAGAUGGUAGAAGAUAUUGAUAUGAAUAAAUCAGCGGAAAGCCCUUCCAAAGAUCCAUUAUCACCAAAUGAAGAUCAGCAAGAUGACGAUGACAUUAUUGUCCAGCAUAUGGACAUCCGACAGCCUUUAUCUACGCUACGUGUAUUGCUUGAGCAGAGGUUGGCUGUAGAUCUGUCAGAUUAUGAAUUUUGGCUCCAGGAUUCUCAAAUGUUGGAGAGCCAUAAAAACUUAGUAGACCAAUGUGUCCAAGGUGAAGGUUUGGUGCAGGUCAAUGUUCGAAUAAAGACUGAUGGUAAAGUUAACAAAAUCAACAUUGAAGAUGUUUUGAAACCAGCUGAGGAUGGUGACAUUGAAGAAACUGAAGAAAGUCAAGAAUCUACACGUAUACCAUCUCCCACCAGUCCUCCCGCUGCAAACCCUGUAAGAUGGAUUGUUGAUGCAAAGUUUAAAAAAGAGAUGGAAAAACUCAGCAUACCACCUGAUCCAAAUGAUUGGUCUGCUGCUCAAGUGCUACACUGGCUUCAGUGGGCUGUGAGGCACUUUAGUUUAGUAGGAAUUCAACUAAAGGAUUGGGCUAUCACUGGGGAAGACUUAUGUAACAUGACUAUGGCCCAAUUCCAGUCAAAAGUUCCACUUGAUCCUGGUGACCUAUUCUGGACUCACCUUGAACUUCUCAGGAAAUGCAAGUUUGUUGCUGUUGUGCAUACUAAAGCACAUAAAGAACCAAAAGAAAAGUCUCAUGCUCUUGCAAGCCGAAAUCAGACUUAUGUGCACUCCAAGCAACACAAACCUUCAGGUCAAGGCAAACUUCAUGGGAAACCAAGAUCAGCCAGGGUGUCGGGCUUACCUUUGGGUUCUAUGGAUGCUACAACAAUCGGAUGUGGGAACCGCUCAGGAAAUAAUGGUCAAAUUCAGUUAUGGCAAUUUUUAUUAGAAUUAUUAACUGAUAAAGAACACAGAGAUGUUAUUCAGUGGUUGGGUGAUGAUGGUGAAUUUAAGCUUCUCAAUCCAGAAAUGGUUGCACAGCUUUGGGGUGAGAGGAAAAAUAAACCUACAAUGAACUAUGAAAAGUUAAGUCGAGCUCUAAGGUACUAUUAUGAUGGGGAUAUGAUAUCAAAGGUUCAGGGCAAGAGAUUUGUGUAUAAGUUUGUGUGUGAUCUUAAACAACUUUUGGGAUAUAGUGCUAGUGAACUUAAUGCUUUAGUUGAAGAGUGUGAAAGAAAAUCAUUGGGUUUCAAUCCUCAAUAUAAUUUAUCACCUGUCCAUGUUUAAUAUAUUGUACACUGUAUUACAUAUACAUUACUUUGUUACCUGAUACUGAUUUCAUCUUAAAACUUACCGUUUCAUUUUAUUUUCUGGUUUGCCCUGCUUUUGAAUUGUUAUUUCCAUAGCUCACAGUUGUAUGGAGACUAUUUACCACCCCCGGUGUAUUUUUGUAUGCUGUUUCGCUCUUUAGAGAAAAAUAUUUAAUAUCCAUCUAAAAGAUAUGCAUGAAGUUUACUUUCUCAAUUAACUUUCAUUGAUGGAUUAAUGAUUAUUAUUUAAUAGAUUUGUGUGUUGCCGGAAAAACUAACAUGAUGGUGUGCUUUGUAGUUUGUGUUUAUGGCCUGUGUUAGUUAGGCGAAUGUUGGAUGUAUUAAAUGUUCUGGAACUGUUUUUAA
Molecule: messenger RNA, 2151 nt
Organism: Frankliniella occidentalis (western flower thrips)
Lineage: Eukaryota; Metazoa; Arthropoda; Insecta; Thysanoptera; Thripidae
Gene: Ets97D
Product: DNA-binding protein Ets97D
Exons: 11
Coding region: 185-1762 (525 amino acids)
Biological process (GO): regulation of transcription by RNA polymerase II; cell differentiation
Cellular component (GO): nucleus
Molecular function (GO): DNA-binding transcription factor activity, RNA polymerase II-specific; sequence-specific DNA binding
Source: RefSeq, a predicted model, not a curated record